AUGUCACUCCAAUCGCCUCACCCCCCUCGCCCCUCCCACCCUUCCUCUCCCACCCUUCCUCUCCCACCCUUCCUCUCCCCCACCGGCCGCCCUCAGCUGGGCCCUCGCUGCGCCGCUGACCGCACCUACUCUCUGCGCUUCCUGAAGCUGCUUAUAACGGAGGCAGAGAGGGGGGCGCGGGGGGAGGUGUGGGAGGAGCUCUACCCGCUCUAUGUGGACGCGCUGGGCGCUGGGGGGGGGAGGGAGAAGGGUGGGGAGGGCGAGGAGGGAGAUAAGGGAGAGAAUGGGGAGGAAGGGGAGGAGGUAGAUGAGGCGGAGGAGGGGGAGGCGGGCCAUGCUGUAGACGGCACACCCUGGUGUUACCACACCUACGCCUUUCGCCUGCCGCCGCUCUCCUCGUGCCCGCCCUACCCUCGCCUGCAUGCAAGCCCCUCCCGCUGCCAUGCAAGCUCCCACGUGGACUCCUCCUCCCAUGCACUCACCGUGCGUGUGUCGCGCGACAUGCUGAGAGGCGGCACUGGCUGCACGGCAUGGCCAGCUUCGCUCUUCCUCGCAGAGGCCCUCCUCUCCCACCCGCCUCUCCUCCUCCCCUCCUUCCACCGCCCCUCCACGCACGCGCCCCUCACACCUACCCCCACGCCUUCUGGCUCAACCCAAGCCCAAGGGGCUCCAACUGUCGCUGUCAGUUCCGCUCCACAGGGAGCCCCUGAGGGCCCCCUCAGCGCGCCAGUGUGUGAGGAGGCGUGCCCUGGGAACGCACCAGUGUGCCUGGAGCUGGGGGCGGGCUGUGGGCUGCUGGGGCUGUGCCUUGCGCCCCUCCCACUGGCAAAGGCGUGUGCUUGUCCGGGAGAGGAUGGGGGAACGAGGGAGCAGGCUGCGUGGUUCGGGUGGUGUGUGAAGGGGAGGGUGUGUCUGGCAGCAGAAAGAGGGGAGAAGAAGGAGCGGGGAGCGGGAGGGAGGGGAGAUAAGGGGAAGAGGCCGCUCAUCCUCACGGACGCCAGCACCGCCUCUCUCGCCAACCUCUGCGCCAACCUCGCCACCAACGGGCUGCCCUUCUCCUCCGGCCCCGAGAUUCCUCUCAUCCGCCCCUCGCACCCUCAUGGGAGCAAACGCACGGCACGCCCGGGUCAAGGCGCCCAGCUAUGGGCGCGCAGGGAGGAGCAGCGCGGUAGGAGAGAGGAGGCAUGUGAGGUGACUUGGUCAGAAGGGGUGUCAGGGAUGCAAGAGUGUGAGGGUGUGAGGGGGGGAGGGCGUGCAGGAGGGGAGGGAGGAGCAAGGGUGCAUGUGCAGCAGCUGUGUUGGGAAGAGGUCACGCCCGCGCUCGCAUCAUCCCUCUCUGCUGACGUCAUCAUCGGUGCUGACAUCGUGUAUGACCCCUCCGUGGUCCCCGCCCUCGCUGACACGCUGGCAGCCCUGCUGUCCAUGUCAACGCACAGCGCACGCACGGAGCAUACCACCUGGCAAGAUAACCAUCCAGCUGGCGUGGCCCAAGCUGAUCCCACACAGGACACGGGCAUACCUGACCAUGCCACCUCAUCCCUACCCAUCUCUCUUCCUCCAGCCCCCUAUGCCCUCAUAGCCUCCACUCGCCGCAACCCCCUCACCAUGGAAUGCUUCCUGCAGGCCCUGCACGACCGUGGGCUGCAGGUGAGGGAUGUUGCUGAGGAGCUCGUGCCGCACUCUCGCUCUCGGCCUCUGUCGCGGUGGUUCCAUUGCUUGGAGCUUCCAGAAGCGGACCGCAUGAUGCUGCACCUGAUUCACAUAUGA
This is a messenger RNA of Closterium sp. Naga37s-1, 1767 nucleotides long. NCBI's taxonomy places the organism in Eukaryota, Viridiplantae, Streptophyta, Zygnematophyceae, Desmidiales, Closteriaceae. The record is from the annotation of a GenBank genome assembly.